Messenger RNA from Geodia barretti, 1836 nucleotides. The record is from the annotation of a GenBank genome assembly. Lineage: Eukaryota; Metazoa; Porifera; Demospongiae; Tetractinellida; Geodiidae.
CCACGCGCGGAAGGUUCAAAGUUCGGCCAAAAUGGCGGAGAUGUGGGAGCAACUGAGGAGUUCUGUACGAGACAUUCUGCCGCCUGACGUGGCGGAGUACGAGGCUGAAGUCAUUGCAGCGACCGUAGUUACCUCUCUACUGGCUUUCUUGGUGAUGCUCUGGCUGGUGUGUGGAGGAAAGGGAAGCAGGGGUAGGUACAUAUGUCUGCUGGGACUUAGCAACUCUGGGAAGACGCUUCUCUUCAUGAGACUGGUGUAUGGCCAGUUUAGAGAGACACAAGUGUCGAUAAAGGAAAACAAGGCAAACUUCACUCCUAAGAACAAGGGUAAAGCAGUUGAGUUGGUGGAUGUGCCAGGAGACGAGAGAGUGAGACAGACUGUCUUCAACAAAUACAAACACUCUCUGAGGGCAGUUGUCGUGGUGAUAGACAGCGAUAAUUUCCCCAGCGAGGUUCGGGGGGUCACCGAACUGGUUUACGACCUGUUUCAGGAGCCAGCGGUCGUCAAGGGGAAAGUCCCUGUCCUAAUGACCUGUAACAAACAGGACCUUUCUUUGGCCAAGAACAAGAUGGCCGUCAGGAAACUUCUAGAAGAAGAGAUAUCAGAACUGAGAGUGAGCCGCUCAGCCAAGCUGACUUCGCUGGGGUCAAAAGGUCAAUCCCAAGCCAAACCCCUUGGUAAAUCUGGGAAGCCAUUUGAAUUCAGUGAUCUUCCGAAGGGAGUGAAGAUAGAGUUUGUUAGCUGUAGUGCCAGAGGGCGUGGCCAAGAUGGAGAGGCAGAGCUUGAUGAAAUCACUUCCUGGCUAGACCAACAUUGCUAGCAUUAUAUCAUCAUGACAUCAUUAGCAUUACAUCAUCGUCACGAUUAUUGUACAAUCAUGUCACAUGAUGAAUUUUUGCAAGUGGUAUACUUCAUGUAUACAUAGGUAUUGGGUGGUGGAAUGUUGACCUGUGAUGAUAAUGACAUGUAUUAUAUGCAGAUGUCACGAUAGAUAAGACAAACCACAAGAUUCAGAAGAAAAUUACAUAAGAUCACAUGACAAUAACAGGACAAUUACAUAAGAUCACAUGACAAUAUUGAAAGACAAUUACAUAAGACUACAUGACAAUCAGGAGAAUACAUAAACGGUGAAAGUGGAGUAGAUAAUAGACUAUUAUGAAGAGGAGCUUUCUGGCCGGACUGGGGUGUAAUGGUAAGGGGGAGGGGGUACCAGACUACCGUGGUAGUGGUAAAGGGAGGGGGUACCAGACUAGACCGGAGGGUGUCGAAGACAGCCAAUAGUGUAGAGCAGUUUAAGAGCUGGUCCAAGUUUCAGUCCAAACGUGUCCACAAGGUGACCCUCUUUUAAGAGGAACAGACUCUCUCCGUCCACGCCUUCCUCCAGGAACAUCUGAGAGUGUUGGCCGUAGCCUUGAGACUUGAGGAACUCGGCGACUUCCUCUGUGUCCCAUUCCCGAGGUCGACGUGAGAAUGUGCCCAGCUCCGUCCGGUGCCCCGUGUGUCUCCGGUCCGCAAACCGCAGAGAGCGACGACGCAGCUCUCCUGAUGGCUCUGUGGCGAGAAUAGAAAGACAAUCCACACGUCUGAUAAGACAACUCCAAGUGACUGACCUGCUGAUGUUUGUCUUUUCUCCCUAGCCUCGUCCUCCAGGGUCUCCCCCCUCUCCCCCUCCUCUCCCUCCUCAUCAUCCGAUAAUUCCUGAGCCAUCUCUCCACUGGGAGACCACACCCGGUGGAUACGCCCACCUCUCCCCUUCCUUCUCUUGCCGGGCGGAACACCAACGUUAGUUGGACUACGGGCGGAGUCUUGCAUCACCACGUCUCCAAAUGUGGAGCU